Solanum stenotomum is the source of this 1476-nucleotide messenger RNA. RefSeq names its product 1-aminocyclopropane-1-carboxylate oxidase homolog. The coding region runs from base 78 to 1193 and encodes 371 amino acids. The transcript is spliced from 3 exons. The record is from RefSeq and is a predicted model, not a curated record. NCBI's taxonomy places the organism in Eukaryota, Viridiplantae, Streptophyta, Magnoliopsida, Solanales, Solanaceae.
AGCUCUUUUAAUUGCUUCCAUUCUCCUAUAAAUGUAUAUUGUGCUGCCAUCUUGUUUAUAACAUCAGAGAAACAAAGAUGGCAGUCUGUAGCAAAAAAGAUGAUUUUCAGACCACAAUUCAGAAUGGUUAUGACAAAAUGAGUGAGCUAAAAGCCUUUGAUGAUACUAAGGCUGGUGUCAAAGGGCUUGUUGAUGCUGGAAUCAAUAGAGUACCUAGAAUAUUCAUUCUACCGCCAAAAUACAGGGUGGAAACAUGUGAAACGCACAUCAGUUUUCCAGUGAUAGACCUCGAAGGCAUUGAUGAGGAUCCGAUCAAGUAUAAGGAGAUUGUGGACAAAGUUCGAGAUGCAUCGGAGACAUGGGGUUUCUUUCAAGUGGUUAAUCAUGGUAUUCCAACAUCCAUCUUGGACAAAACAUUACAAGGAACACGACAGUUUUUUGAGCAAGAUACCGAGUUUAAGAAACAGUAUUACACUCGAGAUAUUGGGAAAAAGGUGAUUUAUACUAGCAAUUUUGAUUUGUAUAGCCCUUCUGUUCCAGCUGCAAGUUGGAGAGACUCAAUUUUAUUUUUCAUGGCUCCGAAUCCUCCUAGUCCACAAGAAUUCCCCAAAGCGUGCGGGGAAAUUCUAAUGGACUACUCCAAAGAUGUGACGAAAUUGGGGUUCUCCUUGCUUGAAUUAUUGUCUGAAGGUCUCGGUCUCGAUCGUAGCUAUCUCAAAGAUUAUAUGGAUUGUUGUCAUAUAAGUUGCUUGUGCCAUUACUAUCCAUCAUGCCCUCAGCCAGAACUCACCAUGGGCAUCAGUCAACAUUCCGACACUGAAUUUAUCACAGUGCUUCUACAAGAUGAUAUGGGUGGACUCCAAGUUCUUCACCAAAAUCAAUGGUUUGAUGUUCCUCCUAUACCUGGUGCUCUUGUCGUCAAUGUUGGAGAUUUUCUGCAGCUCAUGUCAAAUGACAAGUACGCAAGUGUUGAGCAUAGAGCAAUUGCAAACAAAGAUGGAUCAAGAAUGUCAGUUGCGUGCUUCUUUGGCGAAAAUCCAUUGCAAUCUUCAAAGCUGUAUGAACCAAUUACUGAAUUGUUAUCAGAAGAUAAUCCUCCAAAAUAUCGCGCAACCACAGUGAUUGACUACAAAAAUUAUGUCCUUAAUAAAGGCCUAGAUGGAACUUCUGCGCUGUUGAGUUACAAGAUCUAAUCACAAUAAUAAUGUACCAAUAAGUGGUGUUACAGCCCUUGAUCAAAAUAAGGGUUGUUUUUACCUUUUUCAACGUAUUUAAAGUUAAUAAAAAUACAUCUUAAUAUCUAAGAAUUAGUAGUUUUCUUUAAGGUUAUGCCGAAAAUAAAAACAUCACUUGUUUGAAAACGAAGGAAGUAUUUGUUUAGUUGUUGGGUGUGAGUGUAACUACUACUGCUAUUGAAUAAUGAAAACAAGUUUGUGUAUUUCAUACUUACAAAAUGAUAUUUGGCUUGUUACACAA